UCAAGAGAACCCCAACCUCCAUUCUUAUCAUUUGUGCUGCCAUGAAGAAGAUUGUGCUAAAGCUUAGCAUUGCAUGCGUCAAGUGCAAGAGAUGUGUCAUGAAAGCCGUCGCCAAUGUUGAAGGGCUUGUUGAGGUAACAGUAGAUGCAGAGAAGGGUUUGCUGACAUUGAUCGGAGAUGUCGAUCCGGUCAUCGCUGUGAGAAAGCUGAGGAAGAUCAAGAAGGUAGUCACAAUCGACAGCGUGGGUCCUUACAAGAAGGAAGAACCCAAACCACCCGAACCCAAACCCAAACCACCCGAACCCAAGGAGCCAGAACCAUGCAAGCCCUUGCCUUUAUGCUGCAACACGUGCCGGCCCAUUGCAAUCGGAUUCUUAACCUAUGAUGAGCCAGCUUUUUGUACCAUCCUCUGAAAAAGAUCAGAGGCAUAUUGAUUUGUUCUAAUUUUAUUG
Molecule: messenger RNA, 452 nt
Organism: Elaeis guineensis (African oil palm)
Lineage: Eukaryota; Viridiplantae; Streptophyta; Magnoliopsida; Arecales; Arecaceae
Product: heavy metal-associated isoprenylated plant protein 43-like
Molecular function (GO): metal ion binding
Source: RefSeq, a predicted model, not a curated record